This is a messenger RNA of Ochlerotatus camptorhynchus, 2874 nucleotides long. RefSeq lists its product as uncharacterized. Bases 1 to 2874 code for a protein of 957 amino acids. The transcript has 3 exons. NCBI's taxonomy places the organism in Eukaryota, Metazoa, Arthropoda, Insecta, Diptera, Culicidae. The record is from RefSeq and is a predicted model, not a curated record. Gene Ontology annotation, molecular function: nucleic acid binding.
AUGGAAAAUCCGAUCGCAGGGAUUGGUCAAGCGUCUAUCGAAGUCCGCUGCAUGUUCCGCUCGAUAGUGAAGUCUCGGAUAUCCAAGUUUUCCACCACCAUCGACGCCUUCGUUCUUCCCAAGGUCACCGUAGAUCUGCCUUCAAUCUCCGUCGAUGCGUCGAGCUGGUCGCUUCCGACAGGAAUCCAGUUAGCUGAUCCGUCAUUCUAUCAGUCCGGAGUCAUUGAUGUUGUGUUAGGGGCCGAGGUAUUCUUCGAUCUCUUCAAUGUUGCUGGUCGAAUCAUUUUGGGUGAAUCUCUUCCGUGUCUGGUUAAUUCGGUUUUCGGUUGGAUUAUCAGCGGCAAAACUUCUGAACAACAUUCAAGAUCUUCCGUAGUCUGCAAUGUUGCUACCACUGCCGACAUCCAUCGUGACAUGGAGCGAUUUUGGGCCAUCGAGGACGAUUCAACGAUCGUCUACUCUGCAUCCGAAGCCUACUGCGAGAAAUUCUUCAGCGAAACUACUCGUCGCUGUGAGGAUGGAUGGUACAUGGUACGAGUACCGUUCAAGGAAGAUGUUUUGGACAAACUAGGAGACAAAAAACGUACUGCACUUCACCGUUUUCGCUUGAUCGAGGGUCGUUUCGGGCGCGAUCCAAAAUUAGCCGCCGAAUAUCGUAAAUUCAUGGACGAGUACGAAGAGUUGGGACACAUGGAGCGAAUCGAUGAAUCAGAUGCAGCGUCAGGGCCUGCAUACUUCCUUCCACAUCAUCCAGUCAUUCGCGAGGAGAGCAGUACAACCAAGGUGCGUGUCGUCUUCGAUGCUUCUUGCAAGAGCUCCACCGGAAUUUCCCUGAACGACGCUAUGCUAGUGGGUCCAAUUGUUCAAGAAGAUUUGCGGUAUAUAACGAUGCGAUCUCGCCUGCAUCCUAUCAUGAUGAUUGCUGACGUCGCCAAAAUGUACCGGCAAAUGGUUUUGUUUCCCAGAGACUGCCGAUUUCAUUUGAUAUUCUGGCGUCCUUUACUAUCAGAACCGAUCUGCAUCUACAAAUUGAAGACCGUAACCUACGGCACCGCUUCAGCUCCGUAUCUAGCCACUCGAGUACUGAAGAAGCUAGCGGAGGAUGAGAAGGAGAGGUAUCCCCUCGCAGCGAAAGCAACCUGUGAGGAUUUUUAUGUCGACGAUUUCUUUUCGGGCGCACAGACAGUCACCGAAGCAAUCGAACUACGGGAGCAAAUGGAUGCCAUGUUCAACUCAGCUGGAAUGCAGCUACGAAAGUGGGCGAGCAAUUACCCUGCACUACUAGAAGGAGUUCCGGAAUACAACCGUGCCUUGCAGCCUUCGAUGGAUUUCGACAAGGAUCAGGCCAUAAAGACACUGGGUCUACACUGGGAACCCUGUUCUGACCAGUUGAAAUACGUCGUUCCUGAAGCGACAACCAAGUCCUCAACAGUCGUCACGAAACGAAGCACACUUUCCUGCAUCGCCAAACCCACUUGGUUUCAUGACAGCGGAAAGCAGUACGAGUGGGACAAGGAACUACCGGAGCAGAUGAAGAAACGUUGGGUCGAAUACUACACCGAACUUCCCCAUCUGAACGCUCUGCGAAUUGAUCGAUUCGUCAUACUCCCAAAUACUACUUCUGUGGAGCUGCAUUUCUUCUCAGACGCCUCUUUAGCUGCAUAUGGAUCGUGUGCCUACAUCAGAUCAUCGAAUGAGUCAGGUGAAGUCAAGGUCGCUCUAUUAACGUCUCGCUCGAAGGUGUCUCCACUCAAACAGCAAAGCAUUCUGCGCCUAGAGCUUUGUGGCGCACUGCUGUCUGCUGAGCUCUACCAGAAGGUUUACAAAGCGCUGCGAAUCACAUCCAAAGCGUAUUUCUGGGUAGAUUCAACCACCGUUUUGAGUUGGCUCAAGGCUACACCAUCCACCUGGUCCACUUUUGUCGGAAACCGGGUAUCCAAAAUCCAGCAGAAGACGGAGAACUGCGAGUGGAACCACGUAGUAGGACGAGAAAAUCCCGCGGACAUCAUCUCGAGAGGUCUUCCAGCUGCGGACUUGAUACAGUGUAGACUGUGGUGGGAAGGUCCUCCAUGGCUUCGAGGAGAAAAAGAAUCGUGGAAAGUUUCAGUUGACGCAUGUGUUGGCAACGAGGCAGCCAAGGAAGCAAGGAAAUCUUCGUUUGCAGUCGCUUCUUCUUCGCCAUCAUUCGUCGAGGAAUACCACAUUUUCGCCAGUGAAUGUGCUACCAACGGGAUUCGUUGGCACUUCAAUCCGCCCCGUGGUUCGCAUUUCGGAGGAUUAUGGGAAGCUGCAAUCAACUCUGCACAGAAGCACUACUUCCGUGUGCUCGGAGAUCGUAAGCUAGCCUUCGACGACAUGGAGACACUCCUCGUGCAGAUUGAAGCUUGUCUCAAUUCACGGCCGCUCACCAAACUAUCCGAGGAUCCGUCAGACUUUCAAGCCCUCACACCGGGACACUUUCUGAUCGGUUCGUCCUUGCAGUCCGUCCCAGGCGUCGACUAUGAAUCGAUUCCAGCAAACCGUCUCCACCAAUGGCAGCUAAUCCAGAAACUGCUCCAGGAUAUCUGGAAACGCUGGCACGUGGAAUACCUCGUUUCGCUACAACCACGUAGUAAGUGGUGCAAACCGCCUGUACCACUGCACGAAAACCAGCUCGUAGUAAUCGUAGACGAGAACCAGCCACCGAUGCGCUGGGCCACUGCACGAAUCCACGAUCUACACCCAGGAAAGGACGACGUAGUACGAGUAGUCACUCUGCAAACUGCAACCGAAUUCCUCACUCGUCCUACGGCAAAAAUCUUCGUACUUCCAAUACCACCAUCAGCCGACGAUCAGCCAUCAACGUCAGCAGCACCGCAACUGCGGUCGGGCUAG